Messenger RNA from Quercus lobata, 2518 nucleotides. RefSeq names its product ENTH/VHS family protein. The record is from RefSeq and is a predicted model, not a curated record. The transcript is spliced from 7 exons. NCBI's taxonomy places the organism in Eukaryota, Viridiplantae, Streptophyta, Magnoliopsida, Fagales, Fagaceae. Gene Ontology annotation, biological process: mRNA 3'-end processing. Gene Ontology annotation, molecular function: RNA polymerase II complex binding. The coding region runs from base 616 to 2112 and encodes 498 amino acids.
AGCAUCGUCGUUUAGACAAAAAAAACAUCCCUCUCUAAUGGUUUGCGCCAAAUAGCCCGAAAUUACACCCCAUGCUAAAACCUCUCUCACUCUCUCUCUCGCAUUAUCUCUGCAACUCUAUUCUUUUCAACCCUCUUCUCUGAACUCCUCUCAGUUCAUUUUGAAACGUUUCUUCUCUACACAAAGAAAAACACACAAACCCGUUUCUAGGGUUUCUCUUUCACAAACACCUCUCCUAUAAUCCGCACCACCAAACCUUCUCUCUCUGUCUCACUGUGAUUCCCGCAAACGCCGUCGUUUCAAUCAAAUCGUUCUCCGGCAUUAAUUUCUGCUCCUCCGGUUCUUCCUGCAUUUGCUCAAAUUUCAAGAAACGCCACCGUUUUUUUUUUUUUCUUCUUCUUCUUCUUCUUUUGCCAAUUGAAGCUUGCUCUUAGCUACUCUCUUUUGGAAAAAAAGAAAAAAUAAAUUAUUUCUAGGGUUUUCAAACAGCUCAGAACUUCGACCAGCGUGCCUUGAACUUGGAGUUUCUAUUCAAUUUUGCUCUUUGAAGACUAAUUUAACUAAUUUUCAGAUUGAAGUGGUUUUUCUCUAAGUACUGGAUUGGUGGGAGGUGUGAUGAAUAGUGUUUUCAAUGAGCAGAUUCUUGCUGAUAAACUCUCCAAGGUCAACAGCACCCAGCAGUGCAUUGAAACUUUGUCACAUUGGUGUAUAUUUCACCGGAGCAAAGCAGAACUGGUUGUUUCGACAUGGGAUAAACAGUUCCACUGUUCGCAGAUGGUUCAGAAAGUUCCCCUGUUGUAUCUAGCAAAUGACAUCCUACAAAAUAGUAAACGAAAAGGAAAUGAGUUUGUUACUGAGUUUUGGAAGGUUCUUCCUGCUGCACUCAAAAGCGUUACUGGAACAGGAGAUGAUCAAGGAAAAAAUGUGGUCUCUAGAUUGGUUGCUAUAUGGGAAGAAAGGAGAGUUUUUGGAUCCCGUGCACGGAGCCUCAAAGAUAUAAUGCUUGGAGAGGAAUUGCCUCCACCCUUGGAGUUCAGCAAAAAACGUUCGCGUUCAGUCAGAAUUGUAAAAAGGGAUUCACGCUCUAUUAGAACGAAAUUGUCCAUUGGAGGUACAGCUGAAAAAAUAGUUUCAGCAUUUCACUUGGUGCUCAGUGAACAUCCUAAUGAAGAUGCGGAAAUGAGUAAAUGCAAGUCUGCAGUUCACCGUGUGAGGAGGAUGGAGAAAGAUUUUGAUUUCACCUGUUCUAACGCAAAGGAUCCAAAGCGAAAAACUCUGUCAAAAGAACUUGAGGAGGAGGAAAAUAUUUUGAAACAGUGUAUUGAAAAACUUAAAUCAGUUGAAGCAAGUAGAGUAGCGCUUGUAUCUCAGUUAAAAGAAGCUCUACAUGAACAGGAAUCUGAACUGGAGAAUGUCCGAACUCAGAUGCAGGUAGCUCAGGCACAGGCAGAGGAAGCCAGCAACAUGCGGAAGCGGCUUGAUGAUGAAGAUUAUGUAUCAAAACCAUCCACUGCAACCACUCCAAUUGAUGCAAACUCAAAAGCAGGGCAAACAACUAAGAAGUCAGCUGCAGCCAUUGCAGCUGAGGUUGCAGACAGGCUUGCAGCUUCUAGCUCCUCUCAACUGAUAAUGACUUCUGUUCUCUCUACAUUUGCAGCGGAAGAGGCAAAGAAUGCUGGAUUAGCAAAAGUGUCCACGCCUUCAAAUUCCGAUUCAACGGUAAAACCUGAGAAGUCGUUGCCAGUUUCAGAGCCUAUUGCUUUCUUGUCCACACAGCCGUUUACUACACCGCCAAACCAUUCGUAUCAAUCAGUUUUGGUUCCACAAUCAACAGUGCAGAACCAAGUCCCAACCUCUCAAGCUCAAUAUCAUAUAAUUCCAAACCCAUCUUCCCAACAGUAUUUGCAGCCAUCAGGAGGGAUCAUGACCCCGUAUGGUUAUAAUAGUAUUCCACCCUUACCACCAGGACCGCCACCUCCCCCACCCCAUAUGGUCAGUCCAAUGGUGCCUUUGACUUUGCAAGUAACUCAGCAACCCCCAGCGCCCCCUAGUUUCCGGCCACUUCAGCCUCCUGGGAUGGUAUUCUAUGCUAAUCCUCACCUUUCUCAGUGAAAAAAGUAAACUGAGCUAGGUAAAUAGUUAAUCAUGUUUUCAUACAUGCAUUUUCUUGAGAACUUGGAAAUUUUGUCUGCUCAAAUUGGCUUUUUUGAGAUACACAGGUGAUUUCGCUAUUAACAACCCUUUCAUGGAUGGAUUUAUUGAGAACCUCGAAUUGAUGGCCGAUUCGUGCAAUUCACCACAUCUAGGGUGGCUAGAUCAACUAGCCUAGAUGUACCAAAAAUGACUAGGUUAUUUAAAUAUAUCAUUAAAAUGUAAUGAACAUAAGAGAGAGAGAGAGAAAUUGUUGGGGUCACUCUAGAUUGCAGAAUCAUUGUACAUGUCAUCUUUAAUUUGAGGACCAUUCUUUCUUGCUUGUAAAAGGAAAAAUUAUCUGUAACAAAGUAACAAAUUUGGUCAA